Molecule: messenger RNA, 911 nt
Organism: Mercurialis annua (annual mercury)
Lineage: Eukaryota; Viridiplantae; Streptophyta; Magnoliopsida; Malpighiales; Euphorbiaceae
Product: 40S ribosomal protein S10-1
Exons: 5
Coding region: 154-699 (181 amino acids)
Cellular component (GO): cytosolic small ribosomal subunit
Molecular function (GO): RNA binding; structural constituent of ribosome
Source: RefSeq, a predicted model, not a curated record
UAGUCUAUAAACAGUUAAACACACCCGAGAAAAUUAGGGUUUGGUUCUGUUUAGCCAUAAGAAUUCGCAGUGCCAAGACUGAAAACGUCACUAUUCGUCAAUUUUUUCCGCCGCUUAACACAGCUCUCUCUGCCCUAAUCGCCACCGUCAACAAUGAUUAUCUCUGAGAAGAACCGACGCGAGAUCUCCAAGUACCUUUUCCAAGAGGGAGUGUUGCAUGCGAAGAAAGACUUUAAUCUUGCAAAGCAUCCAAAUAUUGAUGUGCCGAAUUUACAAGUGAUUAAGCUGAUGCAGAGCUUUAAGUCAAAGGAGUAUGUUCGUGAGACUUUUGCUUGGAUGCAUUACUAUUGGUUCCUUACUAAUGAUGGUAUCGAGUUCUUGAGGACUUACCUCAACUUGCCAUCUGAAAUUGUCCCUGCUACUUUGAAGAAACAAAGCAAGCCGCUUGGUAGACCUAUGGGUGGCCCACCAGGCGAUCGCCCACGUGGUCCAUCUCGUUUUGAUGGAGAGAGGAGAUUUGGUGGUGAUCGUGAAGGAUACCGUGGAGGACCCCGUGGUGGACCUCCAGGUGAAUAUGGUGACAAGGGUGGAGCUCCUGCCGAUUACAGACCUACCUACGGGGGUAGUGGUGGAAGGCCUGGCUUUGGCCGUGGUUCUGGUAGUUUUCCUGCAGCUUCUGCAAGCUCAGAACUUCCUUGAAGGAUUGGUGAUUUUGGCUUAUGCUAUUUCAGCUACAUGCUCAUGUCAUGAUGAUCUGCUGCAUUCGAAGAGUUACUAUUAGUGGCUGAUAGAUAUAGAGGAGUGGGCAAAUUUGCUUGUCUUUGGAUAUUGUUUAAAAUUUUGGGAUCUUUUUCAAUGAAUUAGCCUUUUGAAUACUGUUAUUUAUGUUAUAUGCUACCUCUUUUCAGUUA